This is a messenger RNA of Clonostachys rhizophaga, 1266 nucleotides long. The record is from the annotation of a GenBank genome assembly. Lineage: Eukaryota; Fungi; Ascomycota; Sordariomycetes; Hypocreales; Bionectriaceae.
AUGAAGACUCUAGCAGCCCUAGGCAUUUUUUGCUCUCUUGCUACUGCCAAGAUCUCGUAUGAUGGAUUCAAAAUAUUCAGAAUUGAAAGUCCCGGUGACGUGGAAGAGUUUGAACAGACUCUAUCCAAUAUCAAGUCAAUUCUCCUAUCUAAAGAUCCCCAUAAUGAGGCCUUUGAUGUCGCCGUCCCACCUGAUCAACUACAAGCCGCCCGCCAGCUUGGGCUCGAGCUCACUACUCUGAUUGAUGAUCUUGGUGCCGUAUUGAAGACGGAGGGCCCAUUCUUAACAUAUAGCGCUACGGAGAAGAUUGAGGGAGUACUCGCUGAUCUCCCACCCUUAUCGUAUUUUGACUCCUACCAUCCAUAUGAUGAGCACCUUCAGUUUCUCAUCGACCUCCAAGCCGCGUUCCCAAACAACUCGGAUACCUUCUCGCUCGGCCCAUCUGUUGAGGGCCGUGAACUUCCGGGAAUCCACCUAUGGGGAGAGGCCGGGAAAGGCCUCAAACCGGCAAUUGUCUGGCACGGAACUGCGCAUGCCAGGGAGUGGAUUUCUGCGCCGACCGUAGAAUAUAUUACGUUUAAACUCAUCGAGGAGUAUCAAGCCGGAGACUCUGCGAUCGUCGAUAUCUUGGACAAAUAUGACUUUUAUAUCUUGCCAAUUGUCAAUCCAGAUGGGUUUAUCUACACUCACGAGUCUGAGAGGCUUUGGCGCAAGAACCGCCAACCCAGGAAUAACCAAACCUGCGUCGGUACCGAUGUGAACCGCAACUGGCCCAGCCAUUGGAAUGUUUCAGGGGGUUCGUCGCCAGAUCCCUGCUCCAACACCUUUCGUGGCGAGGCGCCCGGAGAUACGCCUGAAAUCCAAGCCUUGGUAGCCCAUAUCCUAGAUCUAGCCAACGGACCAGGAAUUAAAGCCUACAUAGACUGGCAUUCCUAUGGAAAAAAGAUCCUCUUGCCGUAUGGAUACAACUGCACGGCCUAUCCAGAUAACUAUGAAAGACAGCUGUCUGUGGGUACUGGUGUUGCCUCAGCGAUUGCGGGUGUGAACGGGCUUGAGUUCAGUGUUGGCUCGACUUGCACAGAUCUCUAUCAAACUGCCGGGAGCAGCACAGACUGGGCUUUUGACGUGGCAGGCGCUGAGUUCUCCUGGUUGGUGGAGCUGCGUCCUACAGCAGCUGAAGGCGGUUUUGUCAUCCCACCUGAGAACAUUUUGCCUUCUGGGGCCGAGCAUUGGGCGGGUAUCAAGUACAUGUUCAGCCAAUUGUAG